Messenger RNA from Fusarium tjaetaba, 2715 nucleotides. RefSeq names its product Axial budding pattern 2. Bases 1 to 2715 code for a protein of 904 amino acids. The transcript has a single exon. Gene Ontology annotation, cellular component: membrane. Gene Ontology annotation, molecular function: calcium ion binding. Lineage: Eukaryota; Fungi; Ascomycota; Sordariomycetes; Hypocreales; Nectriaceae. The record is from RefSeq and is a predicted model, not a curated record.
AUGAUGACUUCCUUCAUACUCGCUGUUCUCCUUCUCACCAUCUCAGGACUCACAAAAUCUCAGCCAACAAUCAACUACCCCAUUAACUCUCAGUUACCACCAGUAGCCCGGGUAGACGAACCCUUCUCUUACGUCUUCUCUCGUUACACAUUUCGAUCAGACUCCAAAAUAUCAUACUCACUUGGGGAUGCGCCAAAAUGGAUUUCUAUCGACAGCAAAGAUCGCCGGCUAUAUGGCAUCCCGACCAACGACACCGUUCCCAGUGGCGAUGUGGUAGGGCAGACAGUAGAGAUCAUUGCCAAGGAUGAUUCUGGCUCGACAUUGCUAAGUUCAACUCUGGUUGUGUCCAGGAACAAGGGCCCCUCCCUCAAAACACCACUUCUGGAGCAGAUUAAGGAUUUUGGCGACUAUUCGCCGCCAUCAUCACUAAUCUCGUAUCCUUCUACGGAGCUCAGCUUUACUUUUGGUGCCGACACAUUUGAAUACCAGCCCAAUAUGAUCAACUAUUAUGCGACUUCAGGCGAUGGCAGUCCCUUACCUGCUUGGAUGAGGUUCGAUGCUGGCUCAUUGACAUUUAGUGGCAAGACACCUCCUUUCGAGUCACUUAUCCAGCCUCCCCAAACUUUUGACUUCCAGCUUGUCGCUUCAGACAUUGUUGGCUUCUCUGCCGUGUCAGUUGCCUUCUCUGUAAUUGUGGGUAGACACAAACUCAGUGUUGACAACCCCAACAUCACUCUGAACACUACCAGAGGGAAGAAGCUUGCAUACAGCGGGCUAGCAGAUGGCAUCAAGCUUGACAACAAGCCUGUGAAGAUCGAUGAACUUGAGAUUUCGACAGACGGGAUGCCGGACUGGCUGUCCUUGAACAAGAAAACAUGGGAUAUCGAGGGAACACCAGGAAAAGGCGAUCAUUCAACCAACUUCACCAUCACACUCCGCGACACAUACCAAGAUACACUCAACAUAUACGCCACUGUCAAUGUCUCCACUGCUCUAUUUAGCUCAACUUUUGACAGUAUCAAGGUCGAGGCUGGAAAAGAUGUCGAUAUUGAUUUGCGGCCUUAUUUCUGGGACCCUGAUGACAUUGACCUUCAGAUUUCAGCCAGACCGAAGAAGGAUUGGCUAAGGCUCGAUGACUUUAACAUCACCGGGAAGAUCCCAGUAUCGGCUUCAGGAGAUCUAAAUAUUUCUGUGACAGCUUCGUCCAAGACUCUAGAUGACACAGAGACCGAGGUUCUAAAUUUGAGCGUGAUACCAUUCGAGUCUACAUCUUCGUCGACAACUCAGUCUCGCACUUCAUCAACAUCUACGGGCACGUCUUCUUCUGUCGCACCCACCGAAACCUCUGCAGAGCCUGAUUUACAGUCGUCUGAUUCAGAUGGGAGUCUGACAACCGGUACCCUCCUCCUCGCGAUUCUUCUGCCUCUUCUGGUCGUCAUAUUUCUUUCUAUGCUGCUUGUUUGUUGUCUCCUUCGGCGCCGUCGCAAACGACAAACAUAUCUCUCGUCCAAGUUUCGCCAUAAGAUCUCCGGGCCUGUCCUCGAGAGCCUUCGUGUCAACGGGGGCUCGGCGGCAAUGCGAGAGGCCGACAAAGUCGAGAUCAUCGCAGCUACAGGCAAACAACAACGCCGCCCGAUAAGGACACCUCAUUCUGAGAUGGAUUCGGAAACGCUAGUUAUGGCAUCUCCAACAUUAGGGUUCAUGGCAACACCUCUUGUUCCUCCGAGAUUCGUCGCUGAGGAUUCUAACACCAGUGUAUCUCGGUCCUUCGGUACAUCCAACAGCGAGGACGAAAGAAGAUCAUGGGUCACAGUUGGAACUGCAACUGCAGGGCGGCCAAGUCGUGACUCUCUGAGGAGCCAACGGUCGAACUCGAUAUUAUCACAGUCAACUAGUCAGCUGAUACCACCUCCGGUAUUUUUAUCAGAUGCAAGACGGAGGUCUUUCAUGGGGGGUAAUGAUGCAGCUGACUCCUCGCUCAACGGUCUCCCCAGCAUCCAAUCUCAAAGAGCAUUAUUCCAGCAGGGCUCUGACUACUACACAAGUGGCAAUGAAAGCUCACUGGCCUUCGCUUCCUCACAUCUUUCCAGUCCAAGGCUCCUGACCAGGGUUCCAACACAAGCGCCAGAUACUGGGCUCGGUUCUCAUACCUCAGUCGCUGAUGGUGAGGACCCUUCAAUAGGGGCAACUCAGAGCCUGCCAACAUUGAGACGGCCGGAGCUAGUACGUCUGUCCACCCAGGAACUACUGGGAGAGGAUGUUGACCCUAGUAGCAGGCCAUGGUAUGAUUUAGAGGCACCCAGAGGGCUUUUCAGUGACCCGUCGUUUGGUUCCGGGGAGAACUGGCGUGUGUACGAAUCCCAGCGCGAUGUAACAGGCGCGUCAUAUCACCAGCUCGUGGACGAGUCGCCUUUCCAUCCACUUCGACCAAGCACGGCGAUGAGUUCGAGCCGUGAUGGAGCACAGCCUGGAGAGCGGGCAGACUCGGAUCUGAUAUCCCCAAGCCAAUGGGGAGAUGCUCAGAAUAGCAUCAGGGGAUCAUUGGCGUCUUUACGGCAAGGUUUGGGGCAUUCGAUGAGCAAGUUGUCUCGCUUAAGUGUAGAUCCGCUCAGUGUUCCUGGCAGCAGACACUCGAAGCCAGCAGGAAACUCAUCGGUGAACUGGAGAAGAGAAGAUUCGGGUAAGUCAGAAGGUGGCAGUUAUGCCUUUCUCUGA